UGAAAUAGCUUCGCUUGGUUUUUAUUUUUGAUUAAUUUUUUGUAAUAUUAUCCUAAAAGCAGCAAAGAUCUGAUGGACAAACUAAGCGCAGUGCGCAUUGCGGUCCGCGAGGCGCCGUACCGCCAGUUUCUGGGGCGUCGGGAGCCGAGCGUCGUCGAGUUUCCGCCAUGGAGCGAUGGAAAGUCGCUUGUGGUCGACCAGAACGAGUUCCACUUCGACCACGCCUUCCCGUCGACCGCCGCCCAGGAUGAGAUGUACGCGGCCCUCAUCCUGCCGCUGGUCGAGAAGGUCUUCCAGGGGUUCCAGUGCACGGCCCUGGCCUACGGACAGACUGGAACGGGCAAGAGCUACUCCAUGGGAAUGGCGCCGCCCGAUAAGAUCCAAAAGCCCGAGCAUCUUGGUGUGCUGCCCCGCUGUCUGGCCGACAUUUUGGAACGCGUGACCACCAGACAGGAGAACGAGAAGGAGCCCACCCAGGUGUACGCCUCCUUCGUCGAGAUCUACAACGAGAAGGCCUACGAUCUCCUGGGCUCCUCACCGCACACGCCCUUGCUGGCGGCCCGUUGCCAGCGAUGCACCUGCCUCCCUUUGGCCAGCCAAAGCGAUCUGCAGGACCUGCUGCAAUUGGGCACCGGGAAUCGUCACGUGCGCUCCACCAAGAUGAACUCCAACAGCUCCAGGUCGCAUGCCAUCGUGACCAUACAUGUGAAGAGCAAGGCCAGGCAUUCGAGGCUGAAUAUCGUGGAUCUGGCUGGAUCGGAGGGCGUGCGGCGGACCGGGCACGAGGGCGUGGCCAAGCAGGAGGGAGUCAACAUCAAUCUGGGCCUCCUCAGCAUCAACAAGGUGGUGAUGUCCAUGGCGGCAGGCCGCACCUUGAUUCCCUACCGCGACAGCGUUCUCACCACAGUCCUGCAAGAAUCGCUCACCGCUCAAUCGUAUCUGACCUUCCUGGCCUGCAUCAGUCCGCAUCGAUGCGAUCUUAGCGAGACUUUGGCCACUUUGCGCUUCGGCACCAGCGCCAAGAAGCUCCGGCUGAAUCCGCUGCAAGUGGCGCGCCAGAAGCAAUCGCUGGCCGCACGGACGCCUCACGUCUUCCGCAAAGUGCUGAGCAGUUCGACGGCCAUCAAGCGGCCAAAUGCCGCUGAUCAGAACAGCCUGUGGGUUGCCAAUGCGAAGUCCUGCGUGGCUACUCCCCUAUCCAAUGUCCUCCAGCGAACUCGCUCCGAAUUGGGCCUGACUCCCAAAGCGAAGGCAAGGGCCCGCCAACUUUUGCAGCUGGAGGAGACGACGCUGGAGCCCUCGUCCAUCCACAUCUCGGACAGCAGCCUCAGUCUGGUCGGCUACCAAGCUGAAAGCGGCAGGGACAAGCAACUGAUGCCGCCACCUGGCCCCGCAGUGGGACAACCCAGCAGCCUACACUCCACUGCAGUCAGCAUUGCAGAAGUGGAUGAGCUGGAGGAGCAGCCGCCAGUUAUCCAGUCCGCCACAGUUCGCAGCCAGCUCUUCAGAACGAAUGUCAGUCCGAUUGGACCGCGGGCAUCCAGCAUACUGAAGGAACUCAGCGGUAUUCAGCCAAUGGAGGAGACUUUGGAGCCAGCUCCUGAGAAACCUUGUAUUCUGCGUCGCUCCACGCGUCUAUUGAGCAACCAGAGCCUGCAGAGCUACGGAGUCCUCCCCAAGGUGAUGAAUUUGCGGCGCAGCAUGCGGCUGGCAGAGAGACGGGAAAAUUCCGUUAACGUCUCGGUUAAAAAGGAGGAGGUCAAGCAGCCCAAAAAUGAAAGAAACCGCUCGAGGAACAGAGCUCCUCCUUCAGCGGAAGAUUGGAUGGCCACCAACGAAAGACGCUUCCUUGAGCUGCUCAACAAGGGCAGCGUUAAGGAGCUGCAAAAAAUUCCCGGCAUCGGUCCGAAAACAGCCUAUACUUUGAGCAUAUAUAGAUCUCGUCUGGAGUGCUUUAUAAGUAUAGCACAAAUAAAAUCCCUGCCCAUUUGGCCCGGAAAGAGCUGGGAUAGGAUUAGCCAAGCGAACUGUCUGGAAAUUUGAUUAGUAUUUAAAUAUUUAACGUUUUAUGUUUAGUUUUUCAGUCUUAAUUUUUUUUUUGUUUUAUGAUUUACAAAAUCUCCGAUUUUAAGUAGGAAACAUGAAGGAGCCGGUUAUCCGAAUACCUAUGUACUUGCAAUAUUUCUUAACAUGUUUAUUUUUUGUUGUUUUUGACUUUUUAUCAUUCGAUGUAAACUAGAUUACUGCUAAAUUAAGCUUCUCCAUGUAAUCAGUAGAAAUAAUUAUAAAAUGUGAAACCAGUUGAUUUUGACUCUAUCAUUCGAUGUAAACUGGAUUACUGCUAAAUUAAGCUUCUAAAUGUAAACCAGUAAAAAUAAAUAUAUAAUGUGACAUCA
Messenger RNA from Drosophila takahashii, 2396 nucleotides. It is a transcript of the gene nod, whose product is annotated as no distributive disjunction. Gene Ontology annotation, cellular component: microtubule; kinesin complex. Gene Ontology annotation, biological process: microtubule-based movement. Gene Ontology annotation, molecular function: ATP binding; microtubule binding; microtubule motor activity. NCBI's taxonomy places the organism in Eukaryota, Metazoa, Arthropoda, Insecta, Diptera, Drosophilidae. The record is from RefSeq and is a predicted model, not a curated record.